Messenger RNA from Mesorhabditis belari, 801 nucleotides. The record is from the annotation of a GenBank genome assembly. Lineage: Eukaryota; Metazoa; Nematoda; Chromadorea; Rhabditida; Rhabditidae.
AUGCGAUUGUUACUGUUGAGUUUCUCGUUGUUUAUCUGGGGCAUUGAAGCUGAGCGACCAAAGGAAAAAGAUCAAGCAGGCGUACAUUUAGCAAGAUUAGCUGACAUUGGUGAAGGCUGUGAUCGAAGCGCUCAACACGGUUUUGGUAUUGUUGACGGUUUUGUCGAGCAUUGCGAACGCUACAAUGCUGCUCAACUCAAUAACUCCUUGCAAGCCGAAUAUGAGACUUGGAGAUGCGCGCAUCUUCGGUUGAAAGCUCGAUUGACUGAUGGUGUCUGUAAAUGCACUGCGAAUUGGUAUGGAGCAUUCUGUCAUCUCUCAUCGCUUUGUGAUAAAGGUGCAAACAAGACGAGCAGAGCUUGGUUCAAUGGAAAAUGUACUCCAAAUGCUUGUUAUCAUGGUGGAGACAUCGCUGUAGGCAAAAAUAUGGUCGAGUGCACGUGUCCGGUUCCAUGGGACGGGCGACACUGUGAGCGGUUGGCGUGCUGGAGGAAGACGCAACAGCAUUUCGAGAAGCGUUUCCGAAACGUGAACAGCACCGAGUGCAUUUGCGGGGAUCACUACACGGGAAAGGAUUGUGAUCAGAUUAUCAGUUGUUUGCAUGGAAAUUUCACUCAAGAAGUCGGAUAUCCGGGAAGAUGUGACUGCAAGUACGAGUGGUUUGGCGAGAUUUGUGAUCGCCGAAAGACGUGCACUUUGAACAAGGAAACCAAUGAGAAAGUGUGUUCCACCGGAAUGGAGACCUCAUUCCUCUUCUCAUCGCUUCUCUCAUUGACCAUUUUCUCACUUUUCUUCCGCUCA